ACAUCCAACUUCAAACACGAUCCCGCAGUUGAUCAACCAACAGCUCCCCUAUUACACAACCAAUCACCAAAUCACCGGCUAAACGCGCUCCCGCUAAAAUCCAGCAUGGCUUCUGAACUUCAAUCCAUCUACAGCUACGGCGUCGAUCUGAUCAGUAUUCUCCAAUCCUCGUUUCCCGAUGGAGAAAGUUUCUUCAUGGACGUUUCCAAAGUCUUUGAUCCCAAGUACGUCUUCACCGUCUACUUUCCAGUCAUCUUCGCUCUUCAAUGGGCCAUCGGCGUCAAAUUAUUGGGCACCAUCAUCGUCGUCGAGUGGCUCAAUCAAGUCUUGAAAUGGUUGAUGCACGGUGACCGUCCUUACUGGUGGGUUCACGAGAUGGAAGUCACUUACAACUCCACGACGCUCCUGCCCGAAAUCUUUCAGUACCGAUCCACUUGCGAAACUGGCCCGGGAAUGCCAUCGGGACAUUCGAUGGCAAUGUCCGCCGCCUGGUACGUCGUCGUCCAGUCAUUCAUCGACCGUGUCAUCAAACCAUCCAAAAUGAGCGCUUCAUUGAAACAACAAUCGACGCAACUUUUAUGGGGCGCAUUCGUCGUCAUCCAGACCCUCAUCGUCAUGUCGAGGAUGUACAUUGCCGCCCACUUUCCCCACCAGUGCGCACUGGGUCUCUUUUUGGGUGUUUCAAUCGCCCAUCAAAUCUACGGCUCGUCAAAGUGGCUGAACCUUAAGCGCAGCCAAUGGCUUCUAGUCGCCUCAAUUAUUUUGGCCAGCGCCGUCGGCACCUACUCGUUCCUGUUGCUGACGGGAAGGAACCCGGCCUGGUCCAUCAGUCAAGCCUACAAAUGGUGCGCCAAACGGGAAUACAUUCACGUUGACACCACUCCAUUCUACAGCCUCACCCGCUACAGUGGAGCCGCUUUCGGUCUUGGCCUCGGCUUAACAUCAAAAUUCUUUACCCAGACAGAGAGAACGAGCUUUACCCGAGUCCAAAUAAUUGUCACCAUGAUUUUGGGUCUUGCCCUCGGCUACGGAGCUGAACUUGCUCACGUCGCUAUCCCGAAAACGAACGAGUCGGUGUUUUACACGCUCGAGUUCCUGUUGAACGUCGCCUUCCCGUACAGCGCAAUCGCAUUGGCACCUUACGCCGUGAUGAGAUCUUGGUCAGAAAAAGUGAAAUCAUUGUAAGUAGGACACAGGAAAUGAAGAGAAGCUUUGAGAAAGAAGCUUAUACCUCACACGCGCAAUAUUAGUCGGCGUGUGCAAUCGACCGCGUGAUUUGUUUAAAAUAAUUGAAUGACUGUCUUGGACAAUCAAUUACUUGUUUAGUCUGAUGCUCCCAUUUUGUACAGCCAUUCCGACAAAUUUAGGAUGAAGCUGGCUUGUGUCUUCCUAUAAUUUUGUGAAUAGUAUCUUUUAUAACAAAUUGGUUUACUGCGAGGUGAAGAAUCUUUCUUGUGUGACAGAUUGGUGAUAUUUAUAUAAGUCUGUAAUGUGUAACUGUAUAUGCGAUCAAUUUUCUUGUUGUUGAAGCGCCAAAAUAGGUCAUUUUACUAAAUUCAAAUGUAUACUAUCUUCGUAUUAUCGUAUGUUGAAUACGUGAAUUUUACAAAUAAAGAUUUUCAAAUUAA
Messenger RNA from Daphnia pulicaria, 1628 nucleotides. RefSeq names its product glucose-6-phosphatase catalytic subunit 1-like. The coding region runs from base 106 to 1185 and encodes 359 amino acids. Gene Ontology annotation, molecular function: glucose-6-phosphatase activity. The transcript has 5 exons. Gene Ontology annotation, biological process: gluconeogenesis; glucose 6-phosphate metabolic process. The record is from RefSeq and is a predicted model, not a curated record. Lineage: Eukaryota; Metazoa; Arthropoda; Branchiopoda; Diplostraca; Daphniidae. Gene Ontology annotation, cellular component: membrane.